Messenger RNA from Elgaria multicarinata webbii, 408 nucleotides. RefSeq names its product epithelial mitogen (gene EPGN). The record is from RefSeq and is a predicted model, not a curated record. Gene Ontology annotation, biological process: positive regulation of cell population proliferation; epidermal growth factor receptor signaling pathway; positive regulation of mitotic nuclear division. Gene Ontology annotation, molecular function: growth factor activity; epidermal growth factor receptor binding. Lineage: Eukaryota; Metazoa; Chordata; Lepidosauria; Squamata; Anguidae. The transcript has 4 exons. Bases 1 to 345 code for a protein of 114 amino acids.
AUGGAGCUUACUCUAGGUUAUGUGGUGGAGGAUCCUAUGUAUCUAAAAAGUGUACAGUUUUGUCUUGAAGAGCACAACAGCUAUUGUCUUAAUGGUAUCUGUAUAUUUCAUAAGGAACUAAAUAUGCCCACCUGCAGGUGUCUUACAGGUUUCAGUGGUGAAAGAUGUGAACAUUUGAUGUUAAACUCUUAUGCACAGUAUUCCUAUGAAAAUUACAUUGCUGCUGGAAUUGGUGUCGGAAUAUUGCUAAUUGGAAUUUUCACUGUAAUCUACUGCUACAUAAAAAAGAGGUACAGAGAACUCCAAUCUUCCUGCAAAGUCUGCCAUGAGAAGACAGCACUCUGAAGGUCUUCUGGGCAUUUCCGCAUUAAUUCAGAGAGGCUGAAACCAAAUCUCUACCAGAGCCAG